GUAAAAAGUUCAAAACUGUAAAGAAAACCUAGAAAUGGCUAUGUAUUGUAUGUAAGUGUAGGAAAAAUGUGUGUUUUGUGAGAGAACAAUGAAUGAUAGCGGGGCGGAAACUUCCGAAGCUUUGGAUCCUAGAGUGCAGAUAGAAUUGGAACGUCUGAACUCGGCAACAGAUGAGAUCAACCGGCUUGAAGUUGAAUUAGACGAGGCUCGUCUUGCGUUCAGACGACUCCUGGCUGAAGGUCAUUUACGGAUUCAGCAGCUCACAAAGAAGUUGGGAAAUAGUGUGCACAAGGCUAGACCGUAUUAUGAGGCUAGAUUUCGAGCUAACAUUACGUCAUCAGAACUACAAAAAGCAACACUUGCCUACGACAAAGCGAACAGCGCGCAUGCAGCUGCCAGGGAGAUGGUGUACCUUGCGGAGCAGGGACUCGCCAGAUUGGCCGAGGGGUCGGAGGGAGGUCUUACCCUGGAUCCUGCCUGGCAAGAGAUGCUCAAUCAUGCUACACAGAGGGUUAACCAGGCGGAGGCAGACCGUGCCCACACAGCGGUGACACAAAGAACGAAGGCGGCGGCCCACCGCGCCGCCUCGGCACUAGUGCAACAACUACAGAGCGGCCUGAAAAGGCAUAUCGCCAAGUCCAGACCGUACUUUGAAGAGAAAGCCCGUAUAAACACAGCACUCGAAGCCCAAAAAGCUCGGAUACAGACAUUGGAAGAGCAAGUAUGCGAAGCGAAGCAACAGUAUUCAUCCGCGUUACGGAAUCUCGAGCGGAUUUCAGACGAAAUCCAUCGACAUCGAUCGAGGAGAAUGUCUGAGAAACAUAUUAAUAAUGGAGAUAUAGAUCAAUCAACAGUAACAGAUACGAGCGAUACAAACACGACGACUAGCGACAAACUUGAGGAACUGUGUUCUCACAGCGCAGACGAUAGUGUCCGGGAGUGGUUGCGACGAACGGCCGACGCGCAAAGGCCACAGCGGCUCACUGACGCGGAUACAUGGACGGAGAUCGACUUGGAAUACUCUAGCCCUGAAGAAGUAAGCUUCGAAAAGUGUUCCCUGCGGCCGCGCUCUACCCCCGAAAAACUAUCACCAACAAGCCCAAUGGAGUCGAAGGUGUCCGCAGCCAGCCCUCGUCGUAUCAUCAGAACGGUGGAUCGCAACGCUGCGCUCAGAGCCGAGCUGGAAAAGGGCCGAAGACAGAGCUUAGAUGCCUUGUUACAUGAUACUGGGGAAAAGAUGAAGGAAAUGUUUCAAGGUUUGUCCCUGUUCGGCGAGCGGCGCGGUUCGGAGUCGGCCCCCCGCACGCCGCGGCGCGCGCACUCCCCCCGCGCCCUGCGGCGCUCGCCCGCCGGCGAGGGCUCCUCCGCCUCGGACGAGCGCUACUCCGACACCGACAGCCUCGCCAGCAUGGAAAUGUUAACGGACGAGCAAAUAGCCUCUCUAAUGCUGGACGCGCAACUCGAAGCAGUCUGCGAGCGACUCGCAGGUGUAGCGCGCCAGCCUGCGCCUGCGCAGUCGCCCGAAGCCAGAUUCUGAGGUACCCAUGUCAACCGAUGAAACUCCUCUUAGGACCGACGAUAUAUCACGUUAUUUGUAGACAAUCGCAGGAGUAGUGCACCAGCCAGCGCCUGCGUAAGGUUUUGCAACGUCAGUACGACGUAUGUAACGUACUGGUUACGUCACUUCGAGUGCGUUGUAGAAGGACAUGCAUGUCGCUCGGAAUGAGUCACGUCGUAUAAAGACAUGCGAAGGAAGUAAAGAGUAAUUACGAUAAACAAGCAGUAUACUUGUCAUUGAUUAGAGCAUUUGUCACAUGAACGAUAUUUUUGUCACAAAUUGUUAUACCGAAGACGUAAAUCUUGAUGACACAAGUCACGUACGUUUUAAGGACAUUAGUUGAUAUAACUAAAAAUACGAUGUGAAAAAUGUAACAUUAAUAAUUUCAUAAAAGCAAAUUUCAUGAAAACUUUACCAUUCUUGUUUGCCAUUGGAGCAGAAUCGAAAAUAGAUUCGGGUUCCGCAACAAAUAUUGCGGAAGCUUAAAGAACAUUUAUUUGUGUCACACCCCGAAUUUUGACAUCAAAAGACCAUAUUGUCAUAAUGUCAAGGUGGCGUAGUAACUAAUCAACAGAGAUCAAAAAAGCAUUUACUUAAACUUCAAGUAAUCGAGUGAAUAAUAUCUCCCUCUGAAAAUCCAGAAUUAAUAUAUAUUAUUCCGAUCACCGCUAACCAAUUCUAAAGUGUGUAGUUACACGGGCUCCCUUUGAGCUGCAUUGCCACUGUAAU
Messenger RNA from Hyposmocoma kahamanoa, 2287 nucleotides. Its product is annotated as SH3 domain-binding protein 5-like. The record is from RefSeq and is a predicted model, not a curated record. The coding region runs from base 89 to 1537 and encodes 482 amino acids. The transcript is spliced from 9 exons. NCBI's taxonomy places the organism in Eukaryota, Metazoa, Arthropoda, Insecta, Lepidoptera, Cosmopterigidae. Gene Ontology annotation, cellular component: cytoplasm. Gene Ontology annotation, biological process: intracellular signal transduction; negative regulation of protein tyrosine kinase activity. Gene Ontology annotation, molecular function: protein kinase inhibitor activity.